Messenger RNA from Xylona heveae TC161, 1412 nucleotides. Its product is annotated as cytosolic Fe-S cluster assembly factor NBP35. Gene Ontology annotation, molecular function: 4 iron, 4 sulfur cluster binding; ATP-dependent FeS chaperone activity; ATP binding. Gene Ontology annotation, biological process: iron-sulfur cluster assembly. Lineage: Eukaryota; Fungi; Ascomycota; Xylonomycetes; Xylonales; Xylonaceae. The transcript is spliced from 2 exons. The coding region runs from base 215 to 1255 and encodes 346 amino acids. Gene Ontology annotation, cellular component: cytosol. The record is from RefSeq and is a predicted model, not a curated record.
CUCCGCCCGAUAUCGCCCUGACAUUUUGCCUCUCUAUGGUGGGCUUAGUUAUAACGGGGUUUCCUGUAUAACUAAACCUUCGAGACAAUAAUUUCAGAGAGAAACACAAAAUAAUAAAUCUUUUGGGAAAGAGGAAGAAGAGAGAGGUUCGAAAUUUGUGAAAAAUUUACCCCUUCACCUAGAUUCUUCGCUUUUGGUCAACCAGUCUGUCGAUAUGGCACCUUCAUUCGAAGAGCCUGCCCCCAUAGAUAUGGAUGCGCCUCUUAAGGCAGCACCUAAGCUUGUUGCCCCGGAGCCAGAGCACUGUCCUGGCCCCGAAUCCGAAAAAGCCGGUCAGGGCGACGCCUGUGCCGGAUGUCCGAACCAGCAGAUUUGCGCAUCAGCACCCAAAGGACCAGAUCCAGACAUUCCAGUCAUCACAGCACGACUUGCCUCAAUCAAGCAUAAGAUCCUCAUCCUCUCCGGAAAAGGUGGCGUGGGGAAAUCUACCUUUACGACGAUGCUGGGACACGCGCUGGCGCAGAACCCCGAUUCGCAGGUUGGCAUCAUGGACACUGAUAUUUGUGGACCCUCAAUUCCCAAGAUGAUGGGCGUCGAGCAAGAGACUAUACACGUGAGCGCUGCGGGAUGGAGCCCUGUAUGGGUGAGCGAGAACCUGGGAGUCAUGAGUGUGCAAUUCAUGCUGCCGAACCGAGACGAUGCUGUCAUCUGGCGAGGCCCUAAGAAGAACGGUCUGAUCAAACAAUUCCUCAAAGAUGUGGAGUGGGGUGACUUGGAUUUCCUGCUCGUCGACACUCCUCCAGGCACCAGUGACGAGCAUUUAUCCGUUAAUUCAUUCCUCAAAGAGUCUGGUGUGGACGGGGCCGUCUUGGUAUCAACACCUCAAGAGGUCGCGCUGUUAGAUGUCCGCAAGGAAAUCGAUUUCUGCCGCAAGGCCGGUAUCCGGAUCCUGGGUAUUGCAGAAAAUAUGUCUGGGUUUGUGUGCCCAAAGUGCACGCACGAAUCCCAGAUUUUCAAAGCCACCACCGGUGGCGCCCGCCAGUUGGCAAAGGAAACCGGGAUCCCUUACCUCGGCGCGGUACCGUUGGACCCACGGAUAGGCAUGGCCUGCGACUACGGCGAGAGCUUCUUUGACAAUUUCCCCGAUAGCCCAGCUUGCACUGCCUUGAAGUCAGUGGUUCGCCGAGUUGGCGAGGAAAUUGGGCUUGGUGCUGACCAGAUUCUGCCCGAAGAGGCAGAACCUAUGGACGAGUGAUGAGAUGAUGUGCGAGACAAGCUUUUGUACCAUGUUCUUCGAGAUCAACGAGCGACGCGUCAAACGCCCUUGUGGAUAUUCACUGCGGAUGCUAAGUCUGAGCCAUGAGCUCGCCGAGAUUGGGUCAGGGAGCCGCUCGUCCAGCUGAUGUCAAUCU